AUGGAAAAAACAUUCAAGAGAACAACAGAAAACAUUCAAGAGUCUAAUAUAGCCCUAAAGGCUUUUGGAAGGGACUGGCCGCAGCGAAGAAGUUGGCUUAAGAAGCUAAAGUAUCUGCAAAGCUUUAGCUGAUCAAGCAAGCCGUCUGGCAGACUUAUUUGCCUGCCCGAAAGCAUAUCCCGAGACCAACUUUGAUGUUGGGUCUCCAAAUGCAGUUCAUCAAGCUGAUCUUCUUUUCCUUCCUUAUGACAGGCUCCUGAGAGGGAAGAAAGUCUAUAAAUAUGCAUAGACAGUUGUUGAUGUUACAAUUAGAUUCAAGGCUGCCGAGCCUCUCACCUCAAAGGAUUCUACUGAGGUCUCAAGAGCUUUUCAGACAAUCUAUAAGCGAGGACUAUCGAGAUGCCCAAAAGUUCUACAAGUUGAUCCUGGGCGUGAAUUCACCGGUGAUGUCACAAGAGAGGUGGCAGAGCAUGAUGUAAGGAUAAGAAGAGGGAAUGUGAACUUUCAUAGGGAUCAGGGAACCGUUGAGUGAUUCAAUGGAGCUUUAGGUGAACGUCUCUUCACUUUCCAAUGCAGUCAGGAGAUUAACUUCAAAUAGGGAAAGAGAUCGACAGAAUGGGUGAAGGGGCUUCCAGAGGUUGGUUCAGCUUUGAAUAAUGAAGUGACCAUUUUUACAGGAAAGAAACCUGUUGACGCAAUCAAAGAGAAGGUGGUUGACGCGAAGGGUUCAACCAUUUAUUCAAGGUCUGUUGGCAUGGAAGGGAAGAGACUCGAUUCUUCAAGAAGUGCGAGAUAUCUCUAUGUCGCUGGUGAGUAGGAAGGUGAUCAAAGAGGAGCAACAGAUCCCGUUUGGUCUCUGAAGGUCCUCAAUAUUGAGAGAUAAAUUGGGAAUAAGAAUGAGCCACUUCUCCUCUAUCUGAAAGAUGAACCAAAGCGUGGUUUCGUUAGAGAAGAGCUUCGGAAUGUUCCUCUUGGAGCUGAGUUGCCUCCUGAAGGAAUUCGUUGCUUUGAAAAUUACUAUUAAAAAUUAGUUUCUCAAUAGACCCAAGCAAUCCUGGUAAAUCAAUUCAAGAAACUAGUAAAGAGAUGAACGAUGAAAAGAUCGUCAAUCGUGUCAAUCCAACUGACAACGAAGACGCAGUGACCGAGAAGUACGUUGAUGAAAAACCAAAAACAAAACAAAACAAAACCAAAAAAAAACAGAAACAAUCGAUUUAUUCUCUUUUUUGUCAAAAUAUGCCCCCAAAGUCUCAUCAUCGAUGCAUUCAUCAAAGAAAAAGCAACGUGCUGGUAUCGCACAGGCCACGACUCAAACAGUGA
Molecule: messenger RNA, 1320 nt
Organism: Pocillopora meandrina
Lineage: Eukaryota; Metazoa; Cnidaria; Anthozoa; Scleractinia; Pocilloporidae
Source: the annotation of a GenBank genome assembly